AUGCAGAUUGGCCAAUGGGUUAUGAUUUAGCAGAUUUUCAGGAGACAAACAUUUCGGGGUCUAUUGGUUCUGUAAAUUAUCUUUAUUCCUCUCGCUAUAAGGCCUGAUUUAUUUAGUCUGUCACGUAAUAUAUGUUUUGUGUGUCAGUAUUUAAUAGUAUAGUCUAAGAGUCGUUCAGAAAAAUAUUUAAAAGCCGUAGAUAACAUGCUCUUGUUGCAUGGGACAGCUAGUUAUCCAUACUAGCUACUCUGCCUAGCUAAUUUCGAGGCUGUCAUAUCAAUUAUCAGCUGGGUUGCUAUCAACAAGCUUGCCAGUUAAUUGUACAAACGUAUCAAAACGUCAGCUACUAAAGGACAGCAUUGGAAUGAGCAGGUGACAUCACACUCCAGCACUGAAUUGACGUUUGAAUAAGGUCCUACGACGUACAUUGGGGCAUGCAGGCAGACAGUUGAGACCAUUAUGAGGGCACCCCAGGCCAGCAGGAGCCUGUGAACGGCCAUAACACCCUCUCUGUCUACUCUCUAACCAGACAACCUUCCCCUCAGGUGUUAGGCCUAGUUUCUCUCUCACCCUUGUUAUGCCUCUUUCACUGCUUUGGGGAUAGAGGAACGUCCAUAAAGGGAAGCGAGAGGGGCUUCAUAUUGGGUUAGGAAGACAAGCGGUAUUUCCCCCUGCUAUGCCCCAGCUGACCCAGCCCCUACAGCCAUGAGCUCUGCCCUGUGGAGCCAGGAGAAGCCCAGUGGGGGCUUCAGGGAGGACUGGCGCUUCUACAUGGUGGUCAAGGAGUGUACAGUGGAGAAGCCCCCCCAGAAGACCUUGAGGAUCCCCCGGGGCAGCCUGGGACAGGCCUGCCAGGAGAGGAACAGCCUGGGGCGCACGCUGCCCCCCAGCAAAGGCAAGAGGAGCCUACGCGUCCUGGACCAGACCAACGUGGUGCUGAGCCUGGAUGAGCGGGACGUCCUGGAGCUGGAUGAGAAGCUAGCUGAGCUGCUGUUCCCCAUCACCAACUGUGAGGAGCGCUAUGCCCUGCUUUGCAACAAGCCCAGGCUGGAGCGGGCCAGAGACCUCGACUGUGGCUCCAAGGUGCGCGUGCAGCUGCGUUCGGGGGAUGAACCUUUGCCCGGGGUAGUCCGAUUUAAAGGAUCUCUCCUCCCAGACAGGGCUCUCUCCGGGGUCUGGUUUGGAGUGGAGCUGCUGGAGGAGGGCAGAGGCCAGGGCUUCACAGAGGGCUCCUACCAGGGCCGACAGCUGUUCCGCUGUGAAGAUGAGUGCGGGGUGUUCGUGGCCCUGGACAAGCUGGAGCUGUGGGAUGAUGAGGAAGAGGAGCUGGGAGAGCUAGAGGUGGAUCACGUCAUCCUGGUGGAGGAGGAGAUGGUUUUCCAUCCGCUGGAGAUCAACUCCAGGGUCCUUGUCCAGACCAGAGAGGGGCCGGAGAGGGGAACCAUCAUCUUCUGUGACCUGCUGCCUGGGAACGAGAGCCUGGGGUACUAUGUGGGAGUAGACAUGGACAAUCCUAUUGGGGACUGGGAUGGUGUUAUCGAUGGGAAGCUGCUGUGUAAUUUCGCCAGUCUGGAACACACCCGUCUAGUCCCCAUCUGUGACGUAAUGCCAGAAUACUCCAUGCAGGACCAGAGGCUGCAGAAGCACAGUUUUACCCCCAGAGGCAGCAGCAGUGACAAGUCCUCUUGCCAAAGCAAACCAAAGAGCAAAGUAGGGGAAGACCCUGCAAAGUCCCUCACCGACACGCCCCCUGACUUCAAUGAAACCACACCUCCUACCAGGGCCCCGCCCUCUGCUUCCUUGUCCAAUGACAACAAGUUCCACUCCCUGCCCUUCAGCCUGAGCCGUAAGACUGGGCCCAAUGGCAGCAUGAGCCAUGGACCCCUCUCGCUCUCUGUGCAGUCAGUGAUGGGAGAGCAGAUGCAGAUGCCAGAGCCCCCAUCCCCUCCCUCUCCGCAGCCCCCCUCACCUCCCAGCUCUCACGGGGGUGGGGGAGCGCCUGGUCUGGAGGUGGGGUCCCUAGUGGAGGUGAAGGAGAACCCGCCCCUGUGUGGGGUCAUCCGCUGGGUGGGGCUGCCCCCGGGACUACCAGAGCCACUGGCUGGCCUGGAGCUGGAGGAAGAGUGUGUUGGCUGUACAGACGGCACCUUUCAAGGUACCCGUUACUUCAACUGCGCGCCCAAGAAGGCCCUGUUUGUGAAGCUGAAAUGCUGCCGGCCGGACUCCCGUUUCCCCUCCCUACACCACUCCUCCAACCCCAUCGAGAGAUGCAACUCUAUCGCUUUCGGGGGUUAUCUGAGUGAGGUGGUGCAUGAGAACACUCCUCCACGCACUGAGAAUGACGGUCUAGACAUCAUGGUGGGCAAGAAGAAAGGUAUCCAGGGACACUACAACUCCUGCUACCUGGACUCCACACUCUUCUGCCUGUUUUCCUUCAGCUCAGUCCUGGACACAGUUCUGCUGAGGCCGAGGUCCAAGACUGACGUAGAGUAUUACCGAGAGACACAGGAGCUGCUACGCACAGAGAUAGUCAACCCCCUGCGCAUACAUGGCUAUGUGUGUGCCACUAAAGUGAUGAAGCUCAGAAGGAUACUGGAGAAGGUAGAAGCUGCCUCAGGGUUCACAUCUGAAGAAAAAGAUCCUGAGGAGUUCCUCAAUAUUCUGUUCCAUCACAUAUUGAGGGUGGACCCCUUACUCAAGCUGAGGUCGGCAGGUCAGAAGGUUCAGGACUGCUACUUCUACCAGAUCUUCAUGGAUAAGAAGGACAAAGUGGGCGUGCCAACCAGCCAGCAGCUCAUAGAGUGGUCCUUCAUCAACAGUGACCUCAAGUUUGCUGAGGCUCCUUCCUGCCUUAUCAUCCAAAUGCCUCGCUUUGGGAAGGACUUCAAGAUGUUCAACAAGAUCUUCCCCUCACUAGAGUUAGACAUCACAGACUUACUUGAAGACACUCCCAGGGAGUGUCGAAUCUGCGGGGGUCUGGCUCUGUAUGAAUGCAGGGAGUGCUACGAGGACGGUGACAUCACUGCCGGGAAGAUAAAACAGUUCUGUGAAAAGUGCAAUACACAGGUUCACCUCCACCCGAGGAGGAAGGCCCAUCGCCACGGCAAGUUGUCCGUCCCCAAGGAACUGCAAGAGGGUGUGUGGCGGCAGGGUAGCUUCCCUUGCCAGCGGAUGGAGCUGUUCGCUGUGCUCUGCAUCGAGACCAGUCACUACGUAGCGUUCAUCAAGUACGGCCACCAAGACUCUGCAUGGCUCUUCUUCGACAGUAUGGCCGAUCGCGACGGAGGGCAGAAUGGCUUCAACAUCCCCCAGGUGUCUCCAUGUCCGGAGGUGGGGGCCUAUCUGAAGAUGACCCCUGAGGAGCUGCACGCCCUGGACCCCAAGAGCAUCCAGGGCCAGGCCCGCCGUCUGCUGUGUGACGCCUACAUGUGCAUGUACCAGAGCCCCACCAUGAGCCUGUACAAGUAGAGCCCCUGGAGCAGGAGACUCCCAGACAGACAGAUAGACAGACGGCAGAGCUGCAGUCCAGGGCUCUCUCCCUGUGUCCCCACCUCCUCCUCAAUGCCUGCCCCUGUCUCCUCAGUCUACUCUGCCCAAAGUGAAGACUAUAAAAGAGAAAAGCUUAUUUGCACUGUGCAUUUGUUGAAGUGUUGUUGUUCUUGUUUUCCCUCUGUGGUGAACAACAAAACAAGCUGAUCUUGACGUCAGUAGCUUCCCUGUGCCUCGUAGCUGAGUGGUGGGGGACGGCGGUCGAUGGAGACACGAGAAGCCCGCUGAAUAUUAUUCUCUUCCUGUGGAGAGGAAGAGGAGAGAGAGAGAGAGAGAGAGAGGGGGACGGCAUGCUCGCCUCGGCUGACCAAACAUGCGAAACAAAAACAAGCCAUGUUAAUGGAAGGACAGAGGCCACCUCAUUUACCUAAAGCAGGGGGAGUCCUGCUUUUCUUAAUCAGUGUAAGAGAUGGGAGCGCUCCAUAAUUCAACUCAUAGUGGAAAUAAUGCCAUGUUCAAAACCCUCAACCAACUAUGUAUACGGUUUAAACAGCUUGUCUUAAGACCUCCUUAGUACCAUGAUCCAUUAUGUCAGAUGUGUACCACCACCAACAGUAUAUUUGUGUCAACCGAAUUUAGCAUUAGGCUCAACCAGAAUACUUUGGGUGGCAUAUUUCCCUAUUAUACCUUGUAGAUUUCAUGAAAGUGUGUGUGUGUUCCAAAUGGAUAUAUGGUAAAGGCGGCUGUAUGACAGUUCUCCAUGCAGUCAGAGGACAGGUCAGAUACUCUAAAGCCUGGCAGGUGUUUUUGAAUUAACAGGUUGUGGAAAUAUUCAACUGAAAUUUUAGAUUUUUCUUUUUUGUAAGUCUCAAGGCAUUGUGUGUCAACAAACUAAAUUAUUUUAUAUCUAAACUUUUAACUGCACUCAAGACAUAGCAAACUCCUGCUUGACAUGUGUCAUACUCAAUACUUAUCUAUCUGAUGAGACAAACAGUAUAUGCCUUGUGUCUUUUUCAUACAUUUGUGACAGUCAACUCCCCAACCAUGGAUCAAAAUCAAGUAACUUAAAAUACAGUAUAUACCUAAUUAUAUUUUAAUCUGAAUAUAUUUACAUUCUCGUAUUUUCUUUUUUGAAGGAAAUUUAAAAAAUAUAUUAAAUAUAAUUUUUACUCCUCCUCCCAUCUCUCACCAGAUAUUGAAGUGAGUUCUUGUGAUUCAUGCUGUCCCAUUAAUACUACUGAAUGUUACCACCAGUGGCAUGCUGGGUAGUGUAGUUUAAUGUCACAAUGAAGGCCUAAUUGGGUGGUUCAAUGCUUGUUUCCAGAUGACUACAACCUCCACAAAGCCCCAUUGUGAUUGUUUUCCCAGGGACCCUCAAAGGGGACAUUAUUACUGUGUGUGCUUGUUUCUGCACUGCUGAAGUUUAAUGCUCGUCACAGACAGACAGGAGGACUUUCUUUACUCCACUGGAGCAUGUGAGUCUCUGAUAUGGAUAUCUAUGAAUAUUGACUUGUGCAUCUAUCUUUAAAGUAUAUAACGGAUGCAAAUUAAUGUCAGUGCUGUUCUCGUAAAUGUUAACUAAAUUAAAACCCCUGUUUUGAAAAGUAUGAAAAGUGUUUAUUUGUGUGUUGGAGAUGUUUGCCAUGUGCCUGGCAGUUUGCUUUGUUUGGCGCGUCUGAGUACGAGUGAAUUGGGGUACGCUUGUCAUGUACCUUGAUUCAACUCUGGUGUCUGUGUCCUCACCUGUCACAGAGGUGCAGGGCUCAUUAGCAUGGUGUCUCUGCAGGGGCUCAGCACAGCGGGGAUUCUGCUCUGGUUGAUGCGUUUGUCAGAGAGACGGGGUGCAGAUGGGACUAACCUCCCCGUGGGCAGAGACACAGCAGCUGGACACUGGUCCGACAGGGAGCUCGAGGCCCAGACAGCACAUUAACACAAGGUUCUAUUUUCUUCUCUUUAUCACCUCAAACUACAGUCUACUGGAAAAGGCAGAAAUACAUUUUUUAAACCUAUCUCUGAUCAAUCGUUAUAAUAGUGAAAAGGGUAUGCUUUUUUGAGUUAGUCAUAACUCACUGGGCACAGACAUCAAUUCAAUGUUUAUUCCACAUGGCUCAAUGUUAUUUUAUUGAAAUGGCGUGGAAACAACGUUGAUUCAACCAGUGUGUGCCCAGCGGGUGCAUGGCUACAUUUCUAGCUUAGUGAGUGACUUGCGGUGCCUGUCUGUGAGGACUGCAGCAUUUCAAGCUCUUGAGAAAAGUCUCAUCUAUGUUUAAGCAGUUGUUGACAAUGUGUGAGCAAGUGGGUUUAUGCCUUUAGUCAUAGGCUUAUUACAAUAUGGGCCCCAGUUUAGUCCUCUUUAAAACAACAGUCAAUCAUCUGCUGUCCAGGAAAUAAAUACAAAUUGGGUGCAAUAUUCUUAACAAUAAAGAAUGACAGAUCAGUUUUAA
Oncorhynchus nerka (sockeye salmon) is the source of this 5933-nucleotide messenger RNA. RefSeq names its product ubiquitin carboxyl-terminal hydrolase CYLD-like. Bases 706 to 3468 code for a protein of 920 amino acids. Gene Ontology annotation, biological process: necroptotic process; regulation of intrinsic apoptotic signaling pathway; positive regulation of extrinsic apoptotic signaling pathway. Gene Ontology annotation, cellular component: cytosol. Lineage: Eukaryota; Metazoa; Chordata; Actinopteri; Salmoniformes; Salmonidae. The record is from RefSeq and is a predicted model, not a curated record. Gene Ontology annotation, molecular function: K63-linked deubiquitinase activity; cysteine-type deubiquitinase activity. The transcript is spliced from 18 exons.